AUCCAACUCGGAAUUCUCUAGGCAAUCCGGUGCUAGCAUGAUAUUACCCACCUCAACCGUGCUGCCGGCAACAACAACAAUGGCCGCCGAAUGCCAAGCACAAAACGUUCUUCUUUCAACAUUGCAGCUAUGUCAACAAGCUAUCUCCAGUUUAAGAAACACCAUGAACAAAACUACAGAAGCAAAACAGUUAAAUUUAAGUACGGCAAUGUCAACAUCUGAGGCAGGAACUCCCUCCUCUCAGAUUUCAGCCGUGGAUUUAGUGUCAUCGGAAAUUCGAGCUGACAUAGUUGCAGAUGGACAGAUUUCGUCAGUUGGCUCCAGAUGCAGACAGCAUCAGCACUCCCUGCCCACCAUUGAAGGAAGUAAUCUGGACAGCGUCGUAAGCAGUUUGUGGGACCAAUCCAUUUCAAGUAAAACCCGAGCACUGUACCAAGUAAGACUUGACACUUAUGUUAAAAUUAACUUUACUUAGAGGAAUUCACAAACAAACAGACGGUCCUUUACCUCCUAUUUCUGAACAAAUGUUAUUAUAUUUUGUUGCUCAUUAUGAUGAUCAUCUCCAUUUGUCAUAUUCAACAAUCAAAUUAUAUCUUAGUGGCAUUAGAUUUUUCUAUUUGAAAAUGGAAGGUUUCAAUCCCUUAGAGAAUAUGUCAGGCCAACCUUUAGAAUGUUUAC
Molecule: messenger RNA, 678 nt
Organism: Saccostrea echinata
Lineage: Eukaryota; Metazoa; Mollusca; Bivalvia; Ostreida; Ostreidae
Exons: 2
Coding region: 38-475 (145 amino acids)
Source: RefSeq, a predicted model, not a curated record